Molecule: messenger RNA, 960 nt
Organism: Closterium sp. Yama58-4
Lineage: Eukaryota; Viridiplantae; Streptophyta; Zygnematophyceae; Desmidiales; Closteriaceae
Source: the annotation of a GenBank genome assembly
AUGGAAUGUAAAACCGUUGAUUUUUGUGCAAUUCAACAAUUACCUAGGACAAGCUAUACCCUCCAAUAUCCGGGCGUUGUCUCGUCAAUGGCGAACCCGUUGUUCACUGGUCAAUGGCCUACCACUCCCGAGGGCGAGGAGAUUCGCACAAUAUUUGUAACCGGGUUCCCCCCAGACGCCAAGGAGCGCGAGGUGCAGAACAUGCUGCGCUGGUGGCCGGGCUACGAGGCCUGCCAGCUCACCUUCAAAGGCGACCAGCCGUUGGGAUUUGCCAUCUUUAGCACCCCCGCCAUGGCGUUUGCUGCUAAAGACGCGCUGCAGGGUCUCAUAUUCGACGCGGACCACAACUCAGUGCUGCGAGUGGAGCUGGCCAAGACCAACCUGCACAGACGGAAAGGUCUACCCGGGGGAGGUGACGGCUAUGAUCACUCCAAGCGAUCCAGGGUCGAUCCCAUGGUGGCUUUUAUGCCUGGCGCUGCAGCUGCUAUGGGCAGCUUCAUGCCAGCAGCAUAUGACGCCUAUGCGUCCUCCUUCACACCCCUCCCUGCCGCCCCUGCCCCCGCUGCUGCGCCCAAGACGUACACCCCGCUCCCUGCUCCGCCCCCUGGCAUGCCCGGAAAGAUAUACCGCGACAACCCCCCCUGCAACACGCUCUAUCUCGGCAACCUGGGGCUGGGAGUGAGCGACGCCGAGCUGUUGCAGAUUUUCAGCGUGCAGCCUGGUUAUGUGCAGCUGAAGCUGCAUCGCCAGGGAGCGAGCACCUGCUGCUUCGUGCAGUUCGUUGACGUGGAGACAGCAACAGCAGCGCACACGGCGCUACAGGGAAUCAGUCUCGUCUCUUCGGACAGAGGGCCUGUGCGCGUGCAAUAUCCUCCUCACCUUACCACCACUCCCAGCUCCCCAAGCCCUCCUGCCCUUCUACCCUUCUGCUCACCUCAGUGCUCCCCCCCACUGUCUUAA